AUGCAGUUCCACAAGCCGUCAGCGCCGCCUUCUUUUUCCUCCUCUCUAGAGCCUCUCGCCUCGCUGUCGCCAGCACUUCUCGCCCAGAUUGCUGAAGACACGCUAGGGGAUGCCUACCCGCUGGAAACGCCCUUUACCUCCUCUCUAACGUCCUCCGCCGCUGCGACUUCUUCUUCUCCGCUGCCGCGCGUCGCGUCCUCUCGGCCGCUGCUGUACGCGGACUACGCCGCGAGCGGGCGCGCGCUGCGCAGCGUGGAGGAAUUCAUCGUGUCGCGCGUCCUGCCUCUCUACGGCAACACUCACUCGCAGGAAAGCGCGACGGGGAAGCAAGCAAACCAGCUCCUCGAAGAGGCUCGGCACAUCAUGAAGAUGAACUUCAACGGCUCCCACGAAGACGCGGCGAUUUUCUGCGGCAACGGGGCCUCGGGCGCAGUCUCGAAGUUCCUCCAGAUUCUUCUUCUCUCUGCACCCCACGCUGCCGCGGCCGCUGCGGUGGAGACUUCUGACUCCGCGCCAGGGCCCGCGCCUCUGUUUGCGUCGCCUGUCGGCGCGCCCUCGUCUUUUCUGUCGAGGUUUUUCGCGCUAUUCGAGGAGGAUCGAUGGGGAAGCUUCGUCUGUCGCGCCUGCGGCGCGCGGCUGAAGACCGCGGCGCACGCGCGACGCCACCUGGCGCUUCACCCCGACUUCCUCGCCUCGCCUGCCUCCGCCUCCUCUGCGGCGUCGGCUGAGUCUUCGCCGCAGGUUAACGGCACUCUGUCGGCUCGCGCUGCGUCGUCUGCACUCGGAGGCAGUUCGUGCGUGGCGGGGGUGGAUGCCGACGGCGAGGCGCGGACAGAGGCGCGACGGGUUCAUCUCCGCGUCCACUUCUUCGUCGAUCCGUGCUGCCAUCAUUCCUCCUUUCUUCCGUUCAAAGAGCUCGCGGGCACCCACAUCCCCUGUUCAGCGUGCGCCUCCUCUGCUGCGUUGUGUGCCUGUGCGUCCUCUUGUGCGUCUGCCUCGUCGCAUGCUUCCCUUUCGUCUGAGGCUGGCGGCCGCUACUCCUACGAAGGCGAGGCGGCGGGCGCGGGGCUGAGAGGCCGCAGCGGCGCGGGCGGCGUGGCGGCGACCGCCGCAGAGGCCGCUGCGAAUUCUGUGGAUCUCUCCUUCGCCUUUUCCUUCUUCGACCUCGACUGCCAGACGGCCGCGCUGUCCGCAGCGUCGGUGCUGGAGAAGCUCCGCGCGGAGGCGGAUUUGUGCGCGCAGCUGAAGCGCGAGCGCGUGCCCGCCGCCUUUCUCUCACUUCCCGUCUGCGUCUUCUCCGCCACCUCCAACGUGACAGGCCUCCUCAGCCCGACCGUGGGCGAGGCCUCUCCGCUCUCUCGCUCUGUGGAUGACCUCGCGCGCUCCUCGAUGGCGGAGUUGAAUCGCUUGGUGCAUCGCUUCGGCGGCGUGGCGUGCUGGGAUCUCGCGGGCGCCGCCUCGCACGUCGGCGUAGACGUCAACCCGGGCGUGGUGCUGCGGGCGAAGACCGCGAAGGGUGGCGCGCGUGGAGAUCCGCCGAGUCUCACGGAGGAAGAAGGCGACGCCCGCGCCGACGCCGUCUUCUUCUCGCCGCACAAACUGCUCGGUGGUCCCGGCAGCUGCGGCCUCCUGCUGCUGAAGAAGAAGCUGCUGCUGUCAGACCUGCCGGCGCAUCCAGGGGGCGGCUCGGUGUAUCUCGUCUCGGGACACAAGACGGCUGUAUACACCUUGGACCGCAGCGAGCACCGCGAGGAGGCGGGGACUCCGAAUCUCCUGGCCGUCAUCCGCGCCGCCGCAGCCGUGCGGCUGCUGCAGCAGCUGCCGAUGGAGCUUGUGCGGACGCGCGAAGAGCUCUGGACGCGCAAGCUCCUUCAUCGCCUCCGCGCACAUCCGCGGAUUCAGGUAGUUGGACCGCUGAGGCCUCGCGUGGGGAUCAUCUCGUUGCUCUUCCGCUACGGCAACGCGUCAACGACGUCGCCCGCGUCGUCCUCAGCGUGCGGAUGCGAGGCGCGGAACUACUCGGCGGCAGGCGGCGUGUAUCUGCAUCAGAACUUCGUCGUGGCGCUGCUCAACGACCUGUUUGGCGUCCAAGUGCGCGGCGGCUGCCUGUGCGCGUCGCCCUACACCUCGUAUCUGCUGUCGAUUCAGCCGGAACUCCUCGAGGCCCUGGAGGCGAUGCUGCUCUCCACGGGGCAAGACUUGUUUCGCCCCGGCGUCGUCCGCCUCAGCCUCCACGGCCUCAUGCGCAGCGCCGACCUCGACAAGCUCGCGGCUGCCCUCCUCUGGGUCGCCUCGAAUGGAUGGAAGUUGAUGACCAGGUACGAGGUGACGGCUGAGUCUGGCCGGUGGCGCGUGAAGGGUUGGGCGGGUCGCCGUGAGGAAGCUGUGCGCACGUGGAUUUCAGAAAAUUCGUUUCUGCCGAACGCGCGUGCGCUGGGCGAGGCCACGGCCACGCUUCCGCGCGACGCGUCGCGGGCGGCGUCGAGAGCGACGGAGUGGCGGGUUCCGCGAAACUGCGAGAGCGUCGCAGAGAUGCUGGGCUUCGCAGAUAGCGUGCUCGCGUCGCACCUCGCCCAUUUCCACGCUUCUGCAGCACCCACCUACCACGUGCUCCAUCUGCCGCCCGCCGAGACGACGCUGCCCUUUGCGACUCGCGCGCAGCUGCCUGCAGGCCCCGUGGACGCGAAUGCGACUCCACGCGACUCCGAGGCGAGCGCACCGACGCCAGCACCGCCGGGCGCAGACGGCGGAGACGCAGUCGCUCAGGCAGGCUCGCGCCGGUGGCAGCCGUCCGCGGCCGUCGACGCCACCGCGGCGUCUCUCGUUUGGUUUGCGCUGCCCGCCGAUGCGACGCUCUCGAUUCUGCAGUGGCUGGGCAAGGGCGGGGCGAAGCGCGAGCAGCUCUGCAGCGAAGCGUCCAGCGCGGCGCAGCUGCAGCGAAUGCUCAGUGGAGAGCGCGGCGGCGACGAGUUGCCCUUUGCCCGCGACGCCGCACUGGAGCCCAGUCUCUCACCUCAGGCGAUUCGGUGGGUGUCUCCGGGGGCACCAACGGCGGUCCGCGGCAGUCAUGCUACACAGAAGAAAGCGCCUGAAGAGAAGCCAGGCAGCUCCUUCGCGCGGCCUGAGCACGCGUGCAUCGAGGCACGGCUCUUCACCGGAGCCAACUGCUGCUCAUGCUGGACUGCGGACGACGAGCGGCACCUCGCGGCAGUCGAGGGCUCCCGAGACGACGGCCAGGGGGCGACCGCGAAGGGCCUUGCGCCGGACGACGAAGAGCGGAGAGCGAACGAAGAAGACUGGAGCUUGCCUGCCUCAGGCACGAGGACGCGCGCGACGCAGCCGGCAGGCGCGUCCUCAGCGGUCGCGUCCUCAGCGGUCGCGUCGUCUGCGGCUGCAGACGAGAUUCAGGCACUCAAGCGUCAGGUGGCGUCCCUUCGCACAGAGCUGCGGCAGGAACGCGAGAAGCGCGGGCGGCAGCAGGAGCCAGAGUCGUGUCGCAACGCGAAGAGGCAGACUCACGCGCAGCCGCACAAGAGUCUGGCGGUCGAUUCAGAGAGACAGGAAGACGAGGAAACCAUCACUGGCGCCGCCGCUGUCUCGCUAGACACACGCAGUCCUCCCACAGCCCUCAACGGCGAGGCCGCCGCACCCGCUGCCACUUCGGCAGCACCGUCGUCUGCCCCCUCGUCCGCUGACUCGCCGGGGCGGCGGGCGCCGGGAGCGCCGAUCCUCGAGAUCCCGCGGACGCUGCGGCGAACAGUGGGCGAGGCGAUUCGAACGUAUGACAUGAUUCGCGACGGUGAUCGGCUCCUCGUGGGCGUCAGCGGCGGGAAGGACUCGCUCACACUCCUCCACGUCCUUCGCGACCUCCAGCGACGCGCGCCUGUGCGCUUUUCAGUCGCCGCCGCCACCGUCGACCCCGUCACGCCCGAGUUCAACCCUCGCCCGCUCAUUAAGUACAUGGAGGAUCUUGGCGUUCGCUACCAUUACCUGCGGCUGCCAAUCAUGGCCCUGGCGAAGGAGCGCAUGCAGCGCCAGUCGAUCUGCGCGUUCUGUUCGCGUCUGAAGCGCGGUCUCCUCUACUCUUGCAUGCGAAGACACGGCUACAACGUGCUUGUCCUCGGGCAGCACCUCGACGACGUCUGCGAGUCUUUCCUCAUGAGCGCCUUCCACAAUGGCGCGCUGAACACCAUGAAGGGCCACUACGUCAAUGCGGAGGGCGACCUGCGAAUCUGCCGCCCACUGAUCAUGACGAGAGAGCGAGAGACUGCAGCGUUCGCCGCGGUGCACCGGCUGCCCGUCAUCGCGGACAACUGCCCUGCCUGCUUCGCGGCUCCAAAGGAAAGGCACCGCAUGAAGAUGCUGCUCAGCGAGCAGGAAACUGAGUUCCCGCAUCUCUUCCAAAACCUCCUCAAGGGUGUAGAGUGCGAGACAGGCGCGCAAGGCGUGCAGCUCGUUCAGUCCGGUUUCUGGCUGCCACACGAAGGGCGCGGCAGCGUCUGGGACGCGGGUGCGAUGUCUCGCUUGGGUGUGCUGCCUCUGGGUCCGCUGCAGUCUCUGAAGCCUUUGAUCGCGAUCGCGGCUGCCGACAGCCGCAGAGAUCGCGAGGCGGGCGUGGGCAAGGCGCGUCUGCUGCGGGCUGCGGCCGCCGAGACGCCCCCCUCCGCGGAGACUGGCGCGAACGCGCGAGGCCCGCAGGCGACGGAGGCGCUCGCGACCGUGGAGGAGAUGGACGCCGGCGACGUCGGUCUCAUCCUUCACCACGCGGGCGCGACUGCGCCAGACGACGAGGACGAGGCGGCAGUGGGUAAAAGCGAGAAGGGGAAUCGCGCGAAGGAAAGCCCACCGCUCGCGAAGAACGAGAAAGCCGCAGAGGGACUAGGAAACCACGCAGCAGCCGACGACGAAGCUGCCGAACUCGUUAUGACUGCGUGCGGCGUGGGCAGGCAGUGUAGUAGACGGGUUUAA
Besnoitia besnoiti is the source of this 4968-nucleotide messenger RNA. RefSeq lists its product as uncharacterized. Lineage: Eukaryota; Apicomplexa; Conoidasida; Eucoccidiorida; Sarcocystidae. Bases 1 to 4968 code for a protein of 1655 amino acids. The record is from RefSeq and is a predicted model, not a curated record. The transcript is spliced from 10 exons.